CCGGCAAAGUGUGGAACUAAAGAAGACUGGGACGAAGAGGAAGUACUUUUUAAAAUGGAAAUACAGUAAAUCAUACUUGAACUUUUCGCAGCGGAACAACAGGACGCGUUCACUUGCAGGUUAUGGAGGCCAUACAGUAGCUCGGGGGUCCCACGUCCUCAGUCUGCUGUUAAACCUUAUUCCACUCCGUCUACUGAUUUCCGGCUUCCAUGCCCGCCCAACCGCCUGUGAAGGAGCCGGAGGAGGAGAUGGAGGCAGAGGGUGAGUCGCAGCUCCCCGAGGCCAACGGAGAGGUGGAAGAACCCAGAGAGAAUGAAGGAACAAGAGGGGGAGGAGCCGAGGAGACCAUGGAGGAAAGUACGGAGGAGAGGGAGACCGACUUGGAAGAUAGUGACGAGGAGGAAGAGGAGGAAGAGGAAGAAGAGAGCUCAGAGAUGGAUGAUGAAGACUGCGAGAGGAGAAGAGGAGAAUGUCUGGAUGAGAUGAUGGAUCUGGAGAAACAAUUCCAGGAGCUGAAAGAGAAGUUGUUUCGGGAACGGCUAAACCAGGUGAAAGUCAAGCUGGACGAGGUGCUGACGGGAAAGGCCGGCGAAUACAGAGAACCGCUGGCUGCACUACAGAACAGCAUGCAGAUACGGACACAAGUGGCUGGAGUGUACAGGGAGCUGUGUCUGCAGGUCAUCAAACACAAGCAUGAAUGUGAAGUGCAAGGAGCGAGGCAGCACCUGGAGAGUGAGCGAACGCUGCUGUUUGACGCCAUGAAGGGCGAGCUACUGGAAAAGAUAAGGAGGCUGGAGGAGGACAGGCAGAAUAUAGACCUCACCUCAGAGUGGAGCGAUGAGCUGAGGGGCAAGAAGUGCAAAAGAAAGAACCUGCUGGGUCGAUCUGAGAAGAAAAAGAAAGUAGCUUUGGUUUCAGGGCCUUUCAUCGUCUACAUGCUGAGAGACAUCGACAUCCUUGAAGACUGGACUGCUAUCAAGAAGGCGAAAGCAGCUCUGUCGCCACUAAAAAAGAAAGUUGAAAAGCGGUGAUGAAAGGCGGAUCUGUGCAACAGCGACACCAAACUUGACACACACUCACGUUCCCAGCUAUUUCCAGUUCAGGUUUUGUCUCGUUGAAGCCCAGCAGACUGUUGAGUUGUUUUUCUGCGCUUUUGAUCCCACCUGCCUACCACCCUACUGCUUGUUUGUUAUCUAUUGCUAUUUAAAAGACGUUCUUAACGAUAUGACAACCAUGUAUUUAUAGAAUGAUUUAUAAUGCUGAUUGAAAAUCUAAUCUUUUAGCACACAA
Messenger RNA from Maylandia zebra (zebra mbuna), 1290 nucleotides. It is a transcript of the gene brms1, whose product is annotated as BRMS1 transcriptional repressor and anoikis regulator. Lineage: Eukaryota; Metazoa; Chordata; Actinopteri; Cichliformes; Cichlidae. The record is from RefSeq and is a predicted model, not a curated record.